ACGGAUUGCACAUACCUGGAGCGCUGCGGCCGCCCGAUAAGCGCUUGAAUGGAGGUGAUGUCACGGUGAUGCCGGCGCCAGCCCACCCUCGCCCGGAGAAAGGAGCCGAGUGCGGGGAGAGGCCAGCGCUAGAAGGAGAGACCGAGCGCGGCCAGCUCAGCCCAGGUCCCGGGGAGAGGCAGGCCCUGCGCCCCGAGCCCCGAGCCCCCCGCCCGGGCCUCGCCACCCCAGGCCAGGACUGCGCCUGGCUCCGCGCCCCACGCCGAGUCCCUCUCCCCCCGCCCGCGCCCGGCUUGGCGCCGGAGGUGGCAGAGUCGGGCGGGCGGUGCGUCCCAGGGACCCAGCUGGAGCCUGGCCUGGGAGCCGGGAUGGCCAUCCCUAAAGCCUUGCUGACAUGCCUGGGGCUGCCCCUCUUCCUAUGCUCAGGGGCCCAGGCCCAGAAUCAUGUGCCACCCGGCUGCAGCCCGGACCUCAACCCCCUCUACUACAACCUGUGUGACCGCUCUGGGGCUUGGGGCAUUGUCCUGGAGGCAGUGGCUGGGGCGGGCGUUGUUACCACUUUUGUCCUCACUAUCAUCCUUGUGGCCAGCCUCCCCUUUGUGCAGGACACCAAGAAGCGGAGCCUCUUGGGGACCCAGGUAUUCUUUCUGCUGGGGACCCUGGGCCUCUUCUGCCUCGUCUUUGCCUGCGUGGUGAAGCCGGACUUCUCCACCUGUGCCUCUCGCCGGUUCCUCUUUGGAGUUCUGUUCGCCAUCUGCUUCUCCUGCCUGGUGGCUCACGUCUUUGCCCUCAACUUCCUGGCCCGGAAGAACCAUGGGCCCCGGGGCUGGGUGAUCUUCACCGUGGCCGUGCUGCUGACCCUCGUGGAGGUUAUCAUCAACACCGAGUGGCUGAUUAUCACGCUGGUCCGGGGCGGUGGCGAGGGCAGCCCUCCGGGCAACGGCAGCGCUGCCUGGACCACGGCCUCCCCGUGUGCCGUCGCCAACAUGGACUUUGUCAUGGCGCUCAUCUACGUCAUGCUGUUGCUGCUGUGCGCCUUCACGGGGGCCUGGCCAGCCCUGUGUGGCCGCUUCAAGCGCUGGCGCAAGCACGGGGUUUUCGUGCUGCUCACCACGGCCACGUCCAUCGCCAUCUGGGUGGUGUGGAUUGUCAUGUACACUUACGGCAACAAGCAGCACAACAGUCCCACCUGGGACGAUCCCACGCUGGCCAUUGCUCUUGCCGCCAAUGCCUGGGCCUUUGUCCUCUUGUACAUCAUCCCUGAAGUCUCCCAGGUGACCAAGGCCAGCCCAGAGCAAAGCUACCAGGGGGACAUGUACCCAACCCGGGGCGUAGGCUACGAGACCAUCCUGAAGGAGCAGAAAGGCCAGAGCAUGUUUGUGGAGAACAAGGCCUUUUCCAUGGACGAGCCGGCUUCAGCUAAGAGACCGGUGUCCCCAUACAGCGGGUACAACGGGCAGCUGCUGACCAGUGUGUACCAGCCCACCGAGAUGGCCCUGAUGCACAAAGGCCCGUCUGAAGGAGCUUACGACGUCAUCCUCCCACGAGCCACCGCCAACAGCCAGGUGAUGGGCAGUGCCAAUUCCACCCUGAGGGCCGAAGACAUGUAUGCGGCCCAGAGCCACCAGGGAGCCACAUCGCCGAAAGACGGCAAGAACUCCCAGUUCGUGUGAAAGCUGCUGCCGACGUUUCCUUCCAUGCAAGCAAGUAGCUGACGCCUGUACCCAGGGAAGGAGUCUGCAGCUGAGCCUGGGCUCAGUCCCCGCAAAAUAAAACAAGAUGGUAGAAGCCCUCCUCCCUGAACCACACGCCGUCCUGAUGUCCUCAGGCCUCUGUCCAGGCUGGGCAGGGCCCAGCACCUCUCCCGCCCUUGUCAUUGGAGCUGGGAGGGACCGGAGGCCACCACCCUGAAGCAGUGGACUGAGUGGGUACCUGUGAAGCCCCAAGGUGUGUGGCUGGGGCCCCAGGGCCAGCCCAGCCUUUCCUGGUCCCCAAGUGACUGAGGCCACAAGGAUCUGCAGAACUGCUAGGCCUGCCUCCGUCCCCCGUCAACGCCCUUCCCCCCCAGUCACAGCCCGUGUGUCCCCAUGCUGUGGUUCUCCAGAUGGCCAUCCUCAGAUGCCCUAUCUUCACGCCCUGGGCCUUCCGGCUGUUUUGGUGUCCAACAUCAGCUUGCCCCGCCUGCGCCUGGGUGAAUCUCCUCCGUGAGUGUUGGGAGCAGAGCCCUGGCAGAACUUGGCUCCCGUCUUUCUCAUCAGGGCCUCCUGCUGCCACCUGGACCGUGGAAGGCCCCUGAGCUGGGAAAGAGCUCAGCCCGAGGCCUACGCAGACACCGCUCCUCUUCGCGGCUUGUGGGUGCUGGGUCUCAGCCCCUUUGGUGCUUCCCUCACGUGCCCCUUUACGCCACAGCCCCAUGCCUUCCCCACCUGCAACCGACCGGGGUGCAUCGAGACACAAGGUGGGGUCUGGGGCCGCAUUCUCAGGGGCCAGUUGAGAGUCCCAGGCCACGUGGGUUGGGGUCUCAGCUGCUCACAGAACUGGGACUUGGCUGAGGUACAGAUCUCUGCUGGCAGUGUUCUCUCCCAUGACAUGCUCCAGAGGGUCCUGAUGGCCACGGAGGGAAUGGGGGGGGGGGGGGCAUCCUUUAGGACCUGAUGACGGUGGCACCGAGGACGGAGAUGUGUGUACAGCUGGAGACUCGUGGGGACGAGGUCUUCUGACUUGGUCCUGCCCUCAGCGCAAGAGUUGCCUCUGGGGGCCCAGGGUGAGGGCAAGAACCAGAGUAGGACCCGACCUUGCCCUGUGUCCGCCCACAGCUCUCCAGCGCCACCCUCCUGCCCCUAAGCAGGCUGUGCCUUUGUUAACUGGAAUAUUCUUCCGGAGCUAAAUUGGGCUAACAGGUCCUGCAGAGAGAGUAGCCAUAGACUGUGUGUGACAGCACGCCCCCCCCCCCAUUACCGAUCCCUGUACUGGGUUACUUACCUCCAUGAAUGGAGCAUUACGUCCCUCUGAUGGAGGGGAAGGGGGAGCUCUGUGCACCUCAGGCUUCUCUUGAUCUAGGUUAGCGGCCCCAAGAUCCCUCACAGUGAAUAAAGGCACUGUCUUUGCUUUUCAAAGUGAUAGUCUCCUGUGAGUCCUGGCCCCGCCAGGCAGUCCCGAAGAGCAGCCUGCAGUGAAUGUGGAUUUGUUCAUAGCCUGAGUCCUCCAGGGAUCCAUGCGUAGGCUUGGGAAGAUGGGCUCCUGAAAGAUACAGGCUACCCUGGCUUAGUUAGGGACACCCAGUGGCUCUGCUCCCUCCAGUCCUUGGCCAACUGGAGACAAUAGGUGUGUUUUUAGGAGAAAGGUGCCUUCCCCCAAGUGGUCCAGCUACAUCCCAAACGAGCCUGGAAUGGAAAAAAACUAGAAGAGUCUAGAACCUGUUGCCGGUGACAUCAGACCUUGGUAAAUUUCACACCGACCAGCCACUCAGCUGGAAGCAGAGUAGUUUGGACCCUCACUGCUCAGAAUCAGAUGACUUCAUCCUCUGUGAGGAAUUAGAACCACAGAAACCCGGUGUGUUCGUUGAGAAUUUUUCUGGGAUUUCAUAAUACAUACUUGUAACCUA
Messenger RNA from Neofelis nebulosa (Clouded leopard), 3604 nucleotides. It is a transcript of the gene GPRC5C, whose product is annotated as G protein-coupled receptor class C group 5 member C. Gene Ontology annotation, molecular function: G protein-coupled receptor activity; protein kinase activator activity. Lineage: Eukaryota; Metazoa; Chordata; Mammalia; Carnivora; Felidae. Gene Ontology annotation, biological process: G protein-coupled receptor signaling pathway. Bases 69 to 1673 code for a protein of 534 amino acids. The transcript is spliced from 7 exons. Gene Ontology annotation, cellular component: extracellular exosome; plasma membrane; signaling receptor complex. The record is from RefSeq and is a predicted model, not a curated record.